AAGUGUCAAACAAAAACAAUUCGUUUAAAAAUUUAUUUCAUAUUUAAAUAUAUUUUGACAACGAAAUCCUCUAAAUAUGUGUUUUUUUGGCUUCAUCACGCGUUUCCUGGUAAUCAUCUUUGGCAUCUUGGUGCCGGCACGCUACACGCACAAAGCGCUGGGCGAGGAGGAGCUGAAUGCGUGGGGCAAGUACUGGGUUGUCUAUGCGUGGCUUGUGUGCAUGGAGGUAGCUGGAGACACUCUCUUCAAUUGGCUGCCAUUGUAUGUGGAGACGAAGCUGCUGAUCGUGCUUUGGUUGGUCAUCUCCGCGCCCCAGGCCAGCGUCUGGGUCUUCGAUUCGAUUCUGAAUCCAUUGUUGGGGCGCUAUAUGUUGCGGAUUGAUGAUAUUCUGCUGCACGGCAAGCGGCAUCUGCUGGGCGAUGCCCUCAGCUACUCAUUGCAACUGUGUUCGCGCAGUAUGGACACAAUAGUUCCCAAAAUCUCGGAAAUUUGGAAAAGGGCAAGCCAAGCGCGUAUGAUCAGUUCUACUGGCGUGGACACAGCCACCGAGGCUAGCAAUCCCCCCUUUCAAGAAGCGGAAACCGUGACCAAUACUAAUACAAAUGUGUAUUUUGAUCCAAGCAUCGACGACGAAUCGAUUGAUGUGGCACAACAGCCUACCUCAUAUUCCAAUACCUAUCUACCGGAGCAAAGAAAUAAGUUGUCGAAGCUUUCGCUGCCAGACCUGGCCACGAAGUUGAACGACAAGGCAAUUCGGCCAUCGAUCAGCCGCCCCUUAAUGAAGCAAUUUGUAUACAACAUGCCGGUCGAGGAUCUCACCAUAAGUGAGGACCCACUUUCGGAUAUGGAGGAUCUGCUGAAGAGCGAGCGCAUCGCCGCUGAGCUGCGUCAUCGUCCGAUAUCCAUGCUGAGAGAUCAUCGCCGUCACUAUCAAUAGGUUUCGCAACAUAGCACUAUCUGUAUUCCACUAAAUUCACUGUUAAGCGACUGUUAACUCCUCUGUUAGGCAGCGAACUUUUGAAAGCCUGCUAAUACGUUAACAUGACGUCAUUUGCAGAGUCUCAAAACUCUAUUCGGACGCAGGGUUAUCGAUUAAAUAAAUCAUUUGAAUCUAAACAA
Drosophila montana is the source of this 1119-nucleotide messenger RNA. RefSeq names its product receptor expression-enhancing protein 3. The transcript has a single exon. The record is from RefSeq and is a predicted model, not a curated record. Gene Ontology annotation, cellular component: endoplasmic reticulum membrane; cytoplasmic microtubule. Lineage: Eukaryota; Metazoa; Arthropoda; Insecta; Diptera; Drosophilidae. Bases 77 to 937 code for a protein of 286 amino acids. Gene Ontology annotation, molecular function: microtubule binding.